GCACGCACCCAUCAACAACCACCAUAGAACUUGCAACACGGUCGACUUCUCUCUUGGUUUUGCAGAAACAGAAGAGGAGACGACGGCGACUAUGCAGUCGACGGCACCCAGCUCUCGCCCAGGGUCUCAGAGAUCCGGUCGAUCGUCUCGAUCGCGGCGCUCGCAGCCUUCCAGCCGAACUACAGAGGAGACGCCCUUGAUAGCUCGCGAGGAGAGGCGUGAACAUGAGGAGACAGACGAUGUGGACUCGCAGGCCGAGUCACUGAAAGGAAGGGGGUGGUCGUUGCGGAAAAGAUGGCCUAGCAUUCUUGCGCUGCUCCUGCUCUGUUGCUCGGUCGUCUUCGUAAUGCUCGGCUUCCUGGCUACGGAGGGUAUCGAGGAAUAUGCGGUGCAGGCUGCAGACUUCAAACCGACAAAGCUCUCGUUAUCCUCGUUGACGAAGACUGGUGUCAAGGCGCACGUGGAAGGCGAUUUCAGAAUGGAUGCUUCUAAAGUCAAAAAGAGCAGUGUGCGCAAUCUUGGACGUUUUGGGACGUGGGUUGCGAGGGAGGUCGAAAGUGCACCGGCCGAUGCUGAGGUUUAUCUUCCCGAAUAUGGGGAUGCGCUGAUUGGCACUGCGAGAAUACCGGGUGUCAAAGUGAAUAUCCGGAACGGACACACUACACACAUAUCCUUGGAUGUGGAUUUGGAGCCCGGCUCCUUGAAUGACAUCCGGAAUAUCGCGCAUGACUGGCUUGAUGGCCGUCUGGCUGAGGUUCAUGUCAAAGGAAAGGCCUACGUCCCGCUCAAGUCCGGUCUAUUCCGGCUCGGGACUCAAACUCUGGAACAGGCGAUGGUCUUCAAAGGAGCUGAUAUUCCCACCCUACCUGCGUAUAACAUCACAAGGGUUAACCUUAGAGAGGCAAGGGGAGGCAAUAAAGGCAUGGGAGCUGACGUAUCGGUGUCCGUGAAGAACGAUUUUCCGGUCGAAAUCACAGUCCCUGCAGUCGCUGUGGAUAUGCUUGUCGGAGGUUGUCAACCUUCGGAUCAACUCAUUCUGGUCGGAACCGCAGAGACGGCGGAGUUGCACGUGGAGCCCUUCAUCGACCUGAACGUGACCGUCACCGGACGCGUGGAAGAACUUCCCGACGAGCUCACCACUCAGUGUCCCAACUCUGCCAAAUCGCCACUUGAUUCUCUUUUGGGAAGUUACAUGCAGGGUGAAGAUGCUACAGUUUAUAUCCGUUGCUGCGAAUUCCCGGAUCCGUCAACGCCGGGCUGGGCCAAGGAUCUCCUGCAAGACAUUACCGUUCCAAUACCGUUCGCUGGUCGGGAUAUGGGCAACCUCAUCAGGAACUUCUCCCUUUCAGAUGUGCAUUUCUUUCUUCCUGACACGACCGCCGAUCCGGAAACCCCAGAGUCCAAUCCGCAAAUCUCGGCUGUCAUCCUAGUCGACAUUGGCUUGCCAGAGGAGAUGAACUUCCCACUAGCCGUUAAGCAUAUCAAAGCUGAUGCUGAUGUGUAUUAUCACAAGAAGAAAUUUGGAAAACUUAACUUGAGGAAAUGGCAGAAGGCGAACUCGACGCGGAUUGAAGCGCACGGCCAUGAAGGACCGUCUCUCUUGGUGCAAGCUGAUAUCAAGAAAGCUCCACUUGAGAUUACUGAUGGCGCAGUGUUCUCGAAAAUCGUUCAAGAUAUGUUCCUAUGGGGGGAAACGGUGCUCCUCGAUGUCAAAGCUGCAGUUGGUGUCGAAGUGAACACUCCCAUGGGCCAAUUCGCGAUACGCGAUAUUCCUGCAGAAGGAGUAGUUCCGGUCAAACCUAUUGGGCAUGGCACUGGGGACGACGGCGGCUCCAUCUUCAGCAAACUUAACCUCAGAAUGGGGAAUCUCUCGAUUCUCAAUACCUCGCCUUCGUCCCUCACUCUCCAAGCGCAUGUCAACUUCACCAAUCCCACCAACUACUCCGCAACGGUGCCUUAUGUGAACAUCAACGUCCUGGUCAACAGCACUGUAAUGGGACAGGCCACGGCGGAUCAUAUUGUUGUACAUCCGGGAAACAACACCAAUCUUGUUGUGACUGCGAUAUGGGAUCCAUUUACCAAUAGCGGCCAGAGGGGAAAGGCGAUUGGUAGUGAACUCCUCUCCCAAUAUGUAUCAGGUUUCAACACAUCCUUCACUAUGCAAGCUCACGAGGGCACAAUACCCCAUCAACCGUCUCUCGGCCGCCUUCUUUCCAAGUUCCCCGUCACCAUUCCCGCACCCCGGCUCUCGGGCCCGAAGCAGCCAGGGGAUAACGAUCCAGACGAAAAAGACCAUUUCAUCCAGGAUGCCACCAUGCACAUUCUCUCGUCAACCGCCAUCUUCACUCUCGCAUCCCCAUUCCGAACCACGACUAUGUACGUCACACAUCUGAAUGCAACAGCGUACUAUGAAACGCAUCCCGCCGGAAAAAUCAUCUACGAUUUGCCCUUCGCCAUUCCACCCGGUAUAUCGACCUCGCCCCGACUACCAGUAGAUUGGAGCCUGGAUAGCCUGGGGUAUGAGGCUAUCAAGAAGGCCCUGGGCGGGUCGUUGAAGCUGAACGCGUUUGCCGAGGUGGGCGUCCGGAUAGGGAGUUGGAGAGAGCAGAUAUGGUACAAGGGUCAAGGAAUUGGUGCGAAGAUUCGGUUAUAGUGGCUGUUACAGUGCUUUCUGUUUGUUAAAUUCUGGGAUGUUUUAUGCUUUUAUGUAUAGAUACGAAGCGAGGCGUUGGUGGGGUCCGUGGAUUGGGGUUCUGUGCAGGCACAAUAUUUCUGUCACGUUUUGUGAUUUUUGUUUCCCUUGGAUAGGAUCGUUUUACCGGUCUUGUAUAGGAAUAGACAUGCACCUUUGAGCAUGGUUACCGUUUAAUUACGUCUCAGAGGGCUCUC
Westerdykella ornata is the source of this 2889-nucleotide messenger RNA. RefSeq lists its product as uncharacterized. Bases 92 to 2653 code for a protein of 853 amino acids. Gene Ontology annotation, cellular component: fungal-type vacuole membrane. Lineage: Eukaryota; Fungi; Ascomycota; Dothideomycetes; Pleosporales; Sporormiaceae. The record is from RefSeq and is a predicted model, not a curated record. The transcript is spliced from 4 exons.